Molecule: messenger RNA, 885 nt
Organism: Caenorhabditis sp. 36 PRJEB53466
Lineage: Eukaryota; Metazoa; Nematoda; Chromadorea; Rhabditida; Rhabditidae
Source: the annotation of a GenBank genome assembly
AUGCGCACCGCUUUGGAUUCCGGCCCACUUCGAAGACGUAAGACUAUGUGAACAACAAAAUUCAUGCUACGAUUAAUCGAUUAAUCGAUGAAUCGCGAUUCGACAGUUCAUUCAGCAUCGUUGGAAUUUGAAAAUUUGCAGUCAAUUUCAAAUUGCUACGACACUCCGCCGUGACGCCGCGAACAGUUUAGCGCGUAAAUCGACAUUUUAUUUUCGAACGAAAGCGAGCUCAUUCUGCUCAACGACCGUUCACUCUCCGUGAUUGUCCAGCGUUACUGCUUCCGAAAAGUUAGUGAAACGUGUUUUUAUAAUGCUUUUUUUAAAUGUUUUUACUCAUUCAAUUACGUCUCCCGCUCCUUCUUUCCGUUAUUUAGGCCAAAAAGAGCACAAUUUGUAUUAUUGACUUUUUGCACAUCUUUCUUCUUUCAAUUUUGAUGUUGGCUUCAGUAGAAAAAUAUUUCACUUGUAGAAAUGGCUGACGACGACGAUUUCCAAGAUAUGGACAAUGACGAUUUCGUCGAUGACAACGAGAUGGAAGACGUAAUCGAGGAGGAUCCGCAACGUCCGGACGCGGAUGACGAAGACGACGAUAACGUCGACGAGAACUUCGAACUGUUCGAUCAGGGAAAGGCCGUCCCGACGAGCGAGCACGUCACAACUCCGUUCAUGACCAAGUACGAGCGUGCCCGUGUUCUCGGAACCCGUGCUCUGCAAAUCGCCAUGGGAGCUCCAGUUAUGGUGGAGUUGGAAGGAGAGACUGAUCCGCUCGAGAUCGCCAGAAAAGAAAUGAAGCAACGUCGCAUUCCGAUCAUCAUCCGCCGUUAUCUUCCAGACGGAUCCUACGAAGACUGGCCGACCGAACAACUUCAACUCGCUGAUUGGUAG